This is a messenger RNA of Tricharina praecox, 455 nucleotides long. RefSeq lists its product as uncharacterized. The record is from RefSeq and is a predicted model, not a curated record. NCBI's taxonomy places the organism in Eukaryota, Fungi, Ascomycota, Pezizomycetes, Pezizales, Pyronemataceae. The transcript has a single exon. The coding region runs from base 88 to 330 and encodes 80 amino acids.
GUGAGCGGGUGGCUGACUGACGGACGGGUUUCAUAUUACCGUCAUCUACAGCACAUACAACCGCGCCGCCAUCGCCGUCGCCGUAGGAUGUUGUUGUUGCUGUUGCUGUUGCUGCUGCUGCUAUUGUUGUCGUUAACUAUUGUUGUUGUUGUCGGUAGGUACAAACCGGUCAGCUGCCGUCGUCGCCGUCACGGAGUCACCAUUCCUCCAUCUCCAUCUUCUUUGUUGUCGUUGUCGUCGUCGUCGGCCGUGCAGGCGCUGGGCGCGAGCGAACGAGCUGACAGGACAGGACAGGACAGGACAGACAAAUCGGCAAAUGCCAUGCUCUAGUGUUUGUUUCCCACCCGACCCCACACACGCCCAGACACCCCAGACACGCCCAGACAAGACAAGAUGUCGGUUCGGUUUCGGAAGGAUGCACUGCUCCCAAGCCUUGACUUAGCGGCGCGGGGAGU